Messenger RNA from Micropterus salmoides (largemouth bass), 1907 nucleotides. Its product is annotated as S-adenosylmethionine synthase-like. The record is from RefSeq and is a predicted model, not a curated record. Gene Ontology annotation, biological process: S-adenosylmethionine biosynthetic process. Gene Ontology annotation, cellular component: cytosol. Lineage: Eukaryota; Metazoa; Chordata; Actinopteri; Centrarchiformes; Centrarchidae. Bases 754 to 1752 code for a protein of 332 amino acids. The transcript is spliced from 8 exons. Gene Ontology annotation, molecular function: ATP binding; methionine adenosyltransferase activity.
UCUGUGGUCCACAGACAAAAGAAAAGCAAUCAUCCAGGCCGAACAGGCAGGUGAGAAACAAAAUCCACAGACACAAACAUACAGGUGAGGAUGACAAACACGAGGCUUGUGCGACAAUGAUCCCACAAAAACAAGAAGGAAACACAGACUAUAUGUAUACUGACACACACCCAAGCAGGGUGAGCUGAGACACAGGUGAUUAUCAACAGGGAGGACACAGACAGGAAAUAAAGUGGAACAAAACACAAGAGGCAGACACUUUCAAAACAAAAAUUCAAACCAAACCUUGACAUGAAAAGAAAUAAGGAAACGGUAAAAGUGAAUUCACAUUUUACCUGGUAUUAAAAUUAUUUGCAAGCACUGUUUGAGCGUAAUCUGAUUAGCAGGCCUCCCCUGAUUUAUUGCGGGUGUUGGAGAGUACUACUGCAUAUGCAAAAAAAGGACUGUAGUAUAAAGUCUUUAGUGUCUCCAGAGGGAGCUGUCUGAAGUCUGAUAAGCGUCCUCAAGUGAGGUCCCUUGAGUCAGUGUCAGUUUGGGCCGAAGACUACAAGUCUGAAAAGGAAAACAGGCUCCAGGCUACAUUAGCAGCUACUAGUUUAACACACCUACUGACUGGCAACAGUUGAGUUGCAUUGUGGGUAAUGUAGGCACCAGGUUUUGACAAGGAAUAAAAAAACAAUAUCUUUGAUUCUGCUGCAUGGAUUUUCAUAAUUUCUUUAAAAAACUGAACAUUAGACGGUGUGUAAGACUGGCAUGGUGCUGCUUUGCGGUGAGAUCACGUCCCGAGCCAACGUGGACUACCAGAAGGUGGUGAGAGAAACCAUCCGAGAUAUCGGAUACGACAACUCAGACAAAGGCUUUGAUUAUAAGACCUGUAACGUGCUGGUGGCCCUCGAGCAGCAGUCCCCUGAUAUUGCACAGGGAGUUCAUGUUGAUCGCCUGGAGAGUGACAUUGGAGCUGGAGACCAGGGUCUCAUGUUUGGAUAUGCCACAGAUGAGACAGAAGAAUUAAUGCCGCUCACUGUCGUCCUCGCCCACAAACUCAACGCUAAGAUGGCCGAACUGAGACGCAAUGGGACCGUCCCCUGGCUUCGCCCGGACUCCAAGACCCAGGUGACGGUUCAUUACACCCAAGAGAACGGAGCCGUGAUCCCCAAGAGGGUUCACACUGUGGUGAUCUCAGUGCAGCACGAUGACUACGUGAGCCUGGAGGAGCAGAAGAAGGUCCUGAAGGAGAAGGUGAUCAAGUCUGUGGUCCCAUCAAGGUACCUGGACGAGAACACCGUCUAUCACUUGCAGCCCAGCGGACGGUUUGUGAUCGGUGGACCACAGGGCGAUGCUGGAGUCACGGGCAGGAAGAUCAUUGUCGACACAUAUGGGGGUUGGGGGGCCCAUGGGGGCGGGGCUUUCUCUGGGAAGGACUACACCAAGGUGGACCGUUCAGCUGCCUACGCCGCCCGCUGGGUGGCAAAGUCUCUGGUGAAGGCCAAACUGUGCAGAAGGGUGCUGGUGCAGGUGGCGUAUGCGAUCGGAGUAGCCCACCCUCUGUCCAUCUCUCUGUUCACCUACGGCUCCUCUCAGAAGAGCGAGAAGGAGCUUCUGCAGAUUGUCAAUAAAAACUUUGAUCUCAGACCCGGCGUCAUCGUCAGAGACCUGGAGCUGAAGAGACCAAUCUACCAGAAGACGGCCUGCUACGGACACUUUGGCAGGAAGGAGUUUCCCUGGGAGGUCCCAAAGAACCUCAACUUCUAGAGUAUCCGUGUAUCUGUGUGUGUGUGUGUAUCUCUGUGUGUGUGUGUGUGUGUGUGCGGGCAGAGUGUCAGUGAUGUAUAGAUAGCUGCCCUCGUGCUCCUGUAACCCAGUAAGAGAAAGGCAGCUGCGAGGGUGUGCAGGAUUGGGUAAGGGUG